This is a messenger RNA of Psammomys obesus (fat sand rat), 1900 nucleotides long. RefSeq names its product pleckstrin homology domain containing A1 (gene Plekha1). Gene Ontology annotation, molecular function: PDZ domain binding. NCBI's taxonomy places the organism in Eukaryota, Metazoa, Chordata, Mammalia, Rodentia, Muridae. The record is from RefSeq and is a predicted model, not a curated record. Gene Ontology annotation, cellular component: membrane; cytoplasm. The transcript is spliced from 12 exons. Bases 374 to 1588 code for a protein of 404 amino acids.
CCGCUUUCCCCGCGUGUGCGGACGGCGGGAGGCAGGACCGGGAGUGCCUUGGCCAAGGUCACUCGGGUGGGACCGGAGAGGCGCCCGAACUCAGGGCUCGGCGCUUGGAGGAGGGCUGCCGAUCGGCCUCGGGGCCGCCCUCGCCCGGCUUGAGGUUCCUUUCGGAUGCUUUCUGUUGACCCUCCGGGAGAGCGUCCGGGGAGAAAGUGGUGUCAGGUUGAAAGCGCCCUGCCGGUCGUGGUCCUCCCUGUGCUAGAAUCUCUGCGCUGCUCGACACCCCAGCAGAGCCUUGACACAGGGCCGAGGAAAUUCAGAAGGCUGAUUUGCUGUCUGGGGCCAAGUCCCGAGGACAGUGUAAUGUUCAAGCUCAGAAAUGCCUUAUGUGGAUCGACAGAAUCGCAUUUGUGGUUUUCUAGACAUUGAGGAAAAUGAAAACAGUGGGAAAUUCCUGCGGCGGUAUUUCAUCCUGGAUACCAGAGAAGACAGUUUUGUAUGGUACAUGGAUAAUCCACAGAACCUUCCUUCAGGAUCAUCACGGGUUGGAGCCAUUAAACUGACCUACAUUUCAAAGGUUAGCGAUGCAACUAAGUUAAGGCCAAAGGCAGAGUUUUGUUUUGUUAUGAAUGCAGGAAUGAGAAAAUACUUCCUACAAGCCAAUGAUCAGCAAGACCUAGUGGAGUGGGUGAAUGUCUUGAACAAAGCUAUAAAAAUUACAGUACCAAAGCAGUCAGACUCACAGCUGGCCUCUGACAGCCUGAGUCGCCACGGUGACUGUGGCAAGAAGCAAGUGUCUUACAGAACUGACAUUGUUGGUGGUGUACCCAUCAUCACUCCAACUCAGAAAGAAGAAGUAAACGAAUGUGGUGAAAGUGUUGAUAGAAACAAUUUGAAACGGUCACAAAGCCAUCUUCCUUACUUUGCUCCUAAACCACCUCCAGACAGUGCAGUUAUCAAAGCUGGUUAUUGUGUGAAACAAGGAGCAGUGAUGAAAAACUGGAAGAGAAGAUAUUUUCAGUUGGAUGAAAACGCAAUAGGCUACUUCAAAUCUGAACUGGAAAAGGAACCUUUGCGGGUAAUACCACUUAAAGAAGUUCAUAAAGUCCAAGAGUGCAAGCAAAGUGACAUAAUGAUGAGGGACAACCUGUUUGAAAUUGUAACGACGUCUCGAACUUUUUAUGUGCAGGCUGAUAGCCCUGAAGAGAUGCACAGUUGGAUUAAAGCAGUCUCGGGCGCCAUCGUAGCACAGCGGGGACCUGGCAGAUCAGCAUCUUCUGAGCAUUCCGGCUGUCAUUCAGAAUCCAAAUACAUUGUCCGUCCUGCCGGGGCAGCAGCAGCCACCUCACAUUCCCCAGCCUCUCGCAGCCACUCUUUGGUCUCAAGCUAUACCAUGGAGAAGCGAGGAUUUUACGAAUCUCUUGCCAAGGUCAAGCCAGGGAACUUCAAGGUCCAGACUGUCUCUCCAAGAGAACCAGCUCCCAAAGUGACUGCCCAAGCUCUGCUCAGACCUCAAAGUAAAAACGGCCCUCAGGGAAAAGAUGGUGAGCCAGUGGACUUAGAUGACGCCAGCCUGCCAGUCAGUGAUGUGUAAGGUGGGACAUGUGGUCUGCCUGCCCGCUCACCCCUCAGUGUCCUUUCAUGAGGCUUCCAGCCAAAGAUGACAGAGGUGAAUGAUUCAUGCAUAUACUAAUACUGCCUCUUGGGUGCACUCUGUACGCUGGCAAACCAAGAAUCUAAGGAGUGGCCAAGUUAAGAAAGGAAGAAAAAAGCUACGUCCGUAUUGACUGUCUGAAGCUUUAUAUGUAUGGGUGGUAGAAAUGUGUGUGAUUUUUUUUUUUUUCCUGUUGACUUUGAAAUUUUAAAUAACAAUUUAAAACAUUAAAAUUACUUUAAAAAAUGGUAA